GAGAUUUUUAAAAUUAACUUAUUAAAUAUUUAACUAUUUUUUUUCCAGAGAAUUUUCCUCAAAAAAAAAUAAAAUAAAAAAAAAAAAAAUUCCAGAAGUGCAACUAGUUCUCCACAAAAUAAGUGAGGGGUUUUGCGGAGGUUUAUCGUCUCUUCAACAUUCUUCUUCCGCUGUCUGCCGCAUUUGUUUCUCUAUCAUUUCUAGCAAUUGGGUAUUUUUGAAUUGAAAACUUGAGAUUGAAAUUAGGGUUCUUCAUCAAUUUUAGGGUUUUAAUAUGGGUUCUUCUCGAAAUCGAUUGAAACGAGCUCCGGAGUCUGAUAGCGACAUGGGUUCUGAAGAAGAGGAUGAAUUUAUGAACCAGGUUAGUGGAGAUGAAUUUGAGGCAUCGGAUGAUGAUUCAGAUGGAGAGGAAAUUGAGGAGAGUGAUGGCGAAAGCGAGGACGAUACCGAAGGCAGUGAAGAAGAAGAAGAAGCUGAUGAUGAUGAUGUUGGUGUGUUAAGUGCUGGAAAGAAGGAUGAUGAAAUGGAGGAGCUUGAGAAAGAGUAUAGGGAACUUCAAAAUAUGGAGCAGAGUUUGAUUCAAAAUUUGAAGCGACACAAGGAUGAAGAUCAUGUGAAGGGGCAAGCUAUUAAGAACCAGAAGGCUCUUUGGGAUAAGGCCCUUGAGCUCAGGUUCUUAUUACAGAAACCGUAUUCUAAAUCAAAUAAGCUACCACAGGAACCAAUUCGGUCAUCAUUCUGUGAGGCAGAUGAAGAUGUCUCUGCUGCAUAUUCAGAUCUCAUUGCAUCAUCUAGUGAAGCAAUAGAAUCCCUUGUGCAAUUACAGGAGGCUCUGCUUGAGAAUAAUCCUUCCAUUGUUGAAGCCACAGAAGGAUCUCUUAAAUCUUCUGAGGAAGUUGAAAAUAUUGAUGGUAAUAAAGAGAUAGAAUGGUUACAUAUAUCUCAAGCGCAGUCAAGAGUAGCACCAUUCAGAAAUAAGUCAGUAGAUAAAUGGCAGAGAAAAGCGGAUGUCCACAGUGGUGCUGCUGCAAAGAAAGUAAAAUUGUUGGCCUUUAACCAGAAUAUAAGUGACCAAGUGGCAAUGUACAUGAGGGAUCCAAGUAAAAUGAUUAAAAGUAUGCAACAGAGAAGAGAAGCUGUUAAUGUCUUUGGCACUGUUGGUAAGCAGGCUGACAACACCAUUGAGGAGGGAAUCAUUGAGGGAGACCCUGAGCUUCUGGACGACUCUGAAUUUUAUCAACAAUUGCUGAAGGAGUUCUUUGAGACAAUUGACCCAUCAUCCUCCGAGUCAGCAUUUUAUGCUUUGAAAAGGCUACAAACCAAGAAAAGGAAAGUGGUAGACCGCCGAGCUUCCAAGAGCCGUAAAAUCAGGUACCAUGUCCAUGAAAAAAUUGUCAAUUUUAUGGCCCCUGAACCAACAAAUCUCCCCCCUAUGGCUCCCAAGUUAUUCGAGAAUCUGUUCGGGUUAAAAACCCACAAACCUACGUCUGCUGCGUAGAAUAUUUAAGUUCACUUUACACAGGAUAGCGCCCCAUAUAUUCAGCCUUUAUCCUUAUUUUUUGUGAGUUAACAAUUUAAUUUAGCAAUGGGAAAGUUUAUUUAUAAGCUAAACUUGCUUGUGCUUUUGAAAUUUUGUUUUGAUUUGCUUGCUGCAGUGCUGGGCUUCAGAAUCAUGUAUAAUCAUAACUUUAACAGCAAGUAAUUACACUAAUUAUUACAGAGUAGUGUUUUUGGUUCAAUUAAAAAAAUAAUUAUUUAA
Molecule: messenger RNA, 1759 nt
Organism: Chenopodium quinoa (quinoa)
Lineage: Eukaryota; Viridiplantae; Streptophyta; Magnoliopsida; Caryophyllales; Amaranthaceae
Exons: 13
Coding region: 275-1498 (407 amino acids)
Cellular component (GO): nucleus; nucleolus
Source: RefSeq, a predicted model, not a curated record